Molecule: messenger RNA, 2773 nt
Organism: Sciurus carolinensis (gray squirrel)
Lineage: Eukaryota; Metazoa; Chordata; Mammalia; Rodentia; Sciuridae
Gene: Pigs
Product: phosphatidylinositol glycan anchor biosynthesis class S
Exons: 12
Coding region: 25-1698 (557 amino acids)
Biological process (GO): attachment of GPI anchor to protein
Cellular component (GO): GPI-anchor transamidase complex
Source: RefSeq, a predicted model, not a curated record
CGGCCCGAGCAUCCGGAAGCGAGCAUGGCGGCCUCUGCGGCCGCGGCCGCGGCUACGGAUCUAGAGGUGGUCCGGGGCAAGCGUGCCGCCCUCUUCUUCGCCGCGGUGGCCAUCGUGCUGGGGCUACCGCUCUGGUGGAAGACCACGGAGACGUACCGGGCCCCGUUGCCUUACUCCCAGAUCAGUGGGCUCAAUGCCCUGCAGCUCCGGCUCACGGUGCCGGUCACUGUCGUGUUUGCACGGGAAUCAGUGCCCCUGGACGAUCAGGAGAAGUUACCCUUUACCGUUGUGCACGAGAGAGAGAUCCCUUUGAAAUACAAAAUGAAAAUCAAAUGUCGUUUCCAGAAGGCCUAUCGAAGGGCUUUGGACCAUGAGGAGGAGGCCCUGUCAUUGGGCAGUGUGCAAGAGGCAGAAGCCAUGUUAGCUGAGCAAAAUGAGCAAGCAGAGGGCUCCCUGAUUGUGUAUGUGAUCUCUGAACACUCCUCACUUCUUCCCCAGGACAUGAUGAGUUAUAUCGGGCCUGGGAGGACAGCAGUUGUGCGGGGGAUAAUGCACCGGGAAGCUUUUAACAUCAUUGGCCACCGCAUAAUCCAGGUAGCCCAGGCCAUGUCCUUGACUGAGGAUGUACUUGCUGCUGCUCUUGCUGACCACCUCCCGGAGGACAAGUGGAGCUCUGAUAAGAGACGUCCUCUCAAGUCCAGUUUGGGCUAUGAGAUCACCUUCAGCUUGCUCAACCCAGACCCCAAGUCCCAUGACGUCCACUGGGACAUCGAAGGGGCUGUUCGGCGCUAUGUGCAGCCCUUCCUAAAUGUCCUUAGUGCUGCUGGCAACUUCUCUGUGGAUUCUCAGAUCCUUUACUAUGCGAUGUUGGGGGUAAAUCCCCGUUUUGACCCAGUCUCAUCUAGCUACUACUUGGCCAUGAAUAGCCUCCCCCAUGUCAUCAACCCAGUGGAGUCCCGUCUGGGAUCGAGUGCUACCUCCCUGUAUCCUGUGCUCAACUUUCUACUCUAUGUGCCUGAGCUUGCCCACUCCCCCCUGUACAUUCAGGACAAGAAUGGGGCUCCAGUGGCCACCAAUGCUUUUCACAGUCCCCGUUGGGGUGGCAUCAUGGUGUAUAAUGUUGACCCCAAAGCCUAUAAUUCCUCGGAGCUGCCAGUAAGAGUUGAGGUGGACAUGGUGCGAGUGAUGGAGGUGUUCCUGUCUCAGUUGCGACUGCUUUUUGGGAUUUCUCAACCCCAGGUGCCUCCAAAAUGCCUACUUUCAGGACCUAAGAGUGAAGGACUAAUGACCUGGGAACUCGACCGUCUGCUCUGGGCUCGGUCAGUGGAGAAUUUGGCCACAGCCACCACCACUCUCACCUCCCUGGCCCAGCUUCUUGGCAAGAUCAGCAAUAUUGUCAUCAAGGAUGAUGUGGCAUCUGAGGUGUACAAGGCUGUAUCUGCAGUCCACAAGGCGGCAGAGGAGUUGGCCUCUGGGCACCUGUCAUCUGCCUUCAUUGCCAGCCAGGAAGCUGUGACAUCCUCUGAGCGUGCCUUUUUUGACCCUUCGCUCCUCCACCUCCUCUAUUUCCCUGAUGACCAGAAAUUUGCCAUCUACAUCCCACUCUUCCUCCCUAUGGCUGUGCCCAUCCUCCUGUCACUUGUUAAGAUCUUCUUGGAAGCCCGCAAGUCCUGGAAAAAGCCUGAGAAGAUAGACUGAGUAGGGCAGUAUCUCAGUAGAAAGAUUUCUUUUAUGGCCAAGGUGGGAGGUUAUUAGAUUGAGAGGCACAUAACUGGGGCCUAUUCAGGACAACUUACAUAUCUCCAAUCUCCUCCAUUGGCUAUCCAACUGCUUAAGUACGACACUACAAGUUGUUUUCAUCUUUUCUUCCCUUCCCAUUCCUCUGGUUCAGGUUGUCACUCCCAGUUACCUCUAGGUGGACUUGCCCUAGAUCCUCAAGAGGCACAUCGUCUGGGCCCCCUUCUCUGGCUUGAACUUGACAGCCCCUGAGUAUCUCCCUCUGGGGAUGGGGCACCUUGUGCUUCUGGCCUAUUAACCUGGCACAUUCUUGCACUGAAAGGGAGCACUAGGGGGAAGCCCUGGGUUGGAUUGUAGCCUCCUCUCCUCUACAUUUCUCCCUAACCCAUCAGGGAGAUCACCUCUGGGACCUUCUUCCUUCCUCCCCUUCCUGCUGGUGGACUUCACUUGUUGGGUACAGCCUAAGUCUAGGAGGCAGCAGCUUAGGACCUGGUGGUAUGUGUAUGGCAGAGUUUGCCUUCACCCUCUCAGAGAGGCAGUGUGAUAUACUGGGGAAAUUUCUAGACUUAGAUUCCAAAGGCUUGAAUUUAAAUCCUUGCUUCUGCACUAAACUAGCUAGGGAGCUUUGGAUAAGCUACUUAGUCUCUCUGAGCCUCAGUUUUUCAUUUGUUCAACGGCAUUGAUGAUACCUCCCUCAAAAGGUGGUUGUAUGGGUAAAUGUUAUAAACAUGUGAAACUGUCUAGCAUAUAUUAGGCUUUAAAAAAAUUAUAUCAGGCUUUUUUUCUUUUUGUAAUGGAAUUUAACCCAGGGGCAUUUUGCAACUGAGCUACAUCCCUAACCUUUAUUAAUUUUUAUUUCGAGACAGGGUCUUGCUAAGUUGUUUAGGGCCUCACUAAGUUUCUGAGGCAGGCCUCGAACUUGCAAUCCUCCUGUCUCAGCCUCCUGAGUCACUGGGAUUACAGGUGUUUGCCACUGCACCUGGCAUAUCAGGUUCUUAAUAAACAUUGGUUGAAUAUGAACUGAAAUGAUAUGAAG